GCAACAAGAAAGUGUGUGCUGUUGGUGGACAGCCCGUUGUUGGUGGAAGCUGUCCAGAUCUUUAUCCAAAACUUACAACAAUGCCGGUUCUUUCAAAACCGGAAGUUACUCCAACAAAGGAUGUUCGCUUUCCUUGUAGAAUCGACUACCCUAUCGGCCAAUCAGAUGUAGGAUUUAUAGUCACCUGGACAGUGAAUGGCAAAGAGCUCAUGGACAACACGAAUCAACCGGUUCAAACUGUCUUAAAAGGGGAUUCCAGGGUAGCCUAUCUAGACGCAACAAAACUUCAAGGAAAUUUAGGAAAAGAACUGAGGUGUAAUGUUUCCUCAUUCCAUCCCUCUCACGGACAAGGUGUUCGAAGUGACUCUCUCAGUAGUAACCCAUACUGGGCAGGAAUCAGAGUUUCCACUGACCAAGUUAACGUAGAUGAAGGUGGUCCUGAGAAAACUGUUACGAUCGAGUCAACCAUUCCUAUCCCUUGUAAAAGCUUAUUUGCUUCUGAAUGCAAACUACCCAUACAAUUCAUGGGUUUACGUAAUCCAGGAGAUGCCGCUCUCUCUAGUUGUCACUUUGACCUCAAGCUUGAUAAUGCCACCGGGGUAUACUCAACGUCUUUCAAAGUCAAGGCCACCAGAGAUUUUAUCAAAGAUCAUAACCAUGUACAAGAAAUCGCAUUCAAACCUAUACUUAAUUUUCUGCAUCCCAUGUGGAACAACUACACGAUAAACCCUAUUAAGAUUGGAACUACAGACAAAGACCACGGGCACUGUAUAUUAUCAGGAGAUCCCCACUUCCGAGGAUUUGAUUAUAAAAAAAACUACAACGUUUACGAAGUUGGGGAUAUGGUACUGUAUAAAUCUAAAAACCAAAAGAGACCAUUUGAGGUUCAAGUCAGAACAUGGCCCUGUGGAAGCUAUCAUCCCUGCGCAUGUGCAGUUGUUGCAAGAGAAGGAAACGAUGUUGUCGAAAUCGAUAUGUGUGAGAAGAGAGCAGGCGUUGUGGAGGCUCCAUCAGUGUCUUAUCCCUCCGGACACCCUCUGGAGGGAACCACUGUCAGCAGGGAUAAAACAGGAAAAAUAUUCUAUAUAAAUUUUCCUUCCGGAGCCAGACUACAGGUUACAACAGCUAUAUCAAAAGGUCGCCAUGGUAACGAACAUUUGCCCUUCAUGAACGUGGACAUUCAGGGUCCCCCGGAUGACUUUGGUUCCAGUGAGGGGCUCUGCGGGAACUGGAACGGGGACGACGGAGAUGAUUUCGUGGGAGGGGACGGAAGGCUUUAUAAACCAGCAACAGUGGCCAACUUCUCUAAAAGCUGGAUGUUACCAGGCCACUCAAGUAUGUUUUAUCAAAUCCCCAAAUACGAGAAACAUCUUGCUCCUAAGUUUGAAUACUGUUCUUGCAAAACAGGGACUGCCGUAGACUGUACCAAAGUGGGAAAAGGCGCCAUUAAUCCAAGCAAGCCUAAAGAUGGCACGGUGAUAAACGGCGGUAAGAAUAAGCACCCACGUCGUUCUGCUCGCUCUUAUACUGACCAUUACCCGGACCUAGACUUACCAGCUGACCCGAGGGUCACAGCAAAGAGGUUACGAAGAAAUGCUGCCGCAGCCUUUCCCACUCCCAGUGGAAUAACGGAGGGACAGGCCCGAUCCUCCUGUAACCACACUAUCUCUAUGUCCUCCCUGUACAGUCACUGUCACCAUACCAGCAUCCUGACUGAUAUGCUGGACGGAUGUGUGGAGGACAUCAAGUAUUCCGAUAGUAUUGAGGCAUUCGAGAUGGCGCACAUGAACGCUUUUGAUAGCAUUUGCUACAACGAGCUUGCAAAGGAUCCCAGAAACAUUCAGUACAUUAACGGUGACCCAGUAGUCAAUCCCUCUAUCUUAACUUGUCCAAAUCAGUGCUCAAAGAACGGAAGAUGCGUCGGAGACACGUGUCAUUGUAACCAUGGCUACACAUCAGCCGAUUGUUCUGUUAAAAUUGGAUCGACGCCAACUAUUCAUAGAGUGAGGGGGGAUGAACAGUGUGACAUUAGAAGACGCCCAUGUCGGCAGGCCAAUGUUAUUGUUGACAAUAUUCUGGAGUCGUCACAUUUAGCUUGUAGAAUAACACCCCUAACUCUGUCAGAUGGAACGCCUGUCGAGUCCGGUCCUGCAGCGACAUACAAAGGAGAAUUCCUCAGUUUCUUAGAAGUACAAUGUCCCAUUCCCGAGAGUACUGUUAUGAAAGGAACCGCUGCCCAGGGUUUCAAAAUCUCAGUGACGUCAGAUGGUCAUCAUUACAGUCAUGACGCUUUGUUUAUUGUGGCUGACGGUUACUGCAUGAAAUGUACAGCCGCAGGUGUCUGUACACAAAACCCAAACAGUUGUUUUAUAGACGGUAUGUGCUACCGUAAUGGUGACCAGAAUAACAAACGACAGGUCUGUGACCCCUCGGUGUCGACUAAUGAUUGGACAACGAGCAAAACCGUGCAAGAGGUAGAUCACUAUACCGCCACCUUUACCGGAUGUCGUUGUCCCUACAACACUCAUCUCUUCCACUGCGCUUGCUGCCAAAAUGGCGGAUGUCAAUGUGGCGAGGUGCAACCUAAUCAGUGUACAGACUGUAACAACAAAGCACUGUGCGGAAAAAAUCCGGGACUUUUCCCGCCACCAACUCAUUAACUGAAUAAAAAGUCUUCACUUUUGUACUAUAAUAUUUUGUAUAAUUGCAUAUAGAAUAAACUGAUUUUAUAU
Molecule: messenger RNA, 2732 nt
Organism: Saccostrea cuccullata (small rock oyster)
Lineage: Eukaryota; Metazoa; Mollusca; Bivalvia; Ostreida; Ostreidae
Product: von Willebrand factor D and EGF domain-containing protein-like
Exons: 18
Source: RefSeq, a predicted model, not a curated record